Messenger RNA from Glarea lozoyensis ATCC 20868, 1620 nucleotides. RefSeq lists its product as uncharacterized. The transcript is spliced from 2 exons. The record is from RefSeq and is a predicted model, not a curated record. Lineage: Eukaryota; Fungi; Ascomycota; Leotiomycetes; Helotiales; Helotiaceae. Bases 1 to 1620 code for a protein of 539 amino acids.
AUGGCCGAUUUCAACACUCGUCGAUACAAAAUGGUCAGCAUGACUCCUAAGCGUGGUCCCUUGACUGUCCAGGAGCUCGUAUCUCCGUCGCCGUUGCCAGAAACACCUGCAAAUCGCAACAAUUUCUCGCAGCAAUCGACUAGACCCGUGACAGAAUCUCCUAUGCUAUUAAAGUAUCCAUCUAAAGCUGGAGUACCUACGGUUUUCCAUUCUCCUUCGGAUUCCAGUGGGGAUACAGAGAUUGAAGACGAGAAUCUCACCGAAGACGAAGGGGGCGAAGAGAACGAGGAGGAUGAAGAGUCUGAAGAGGAUGAAGGUGAACAAGACGAAGACGACACAGAAGAUGUGAAUUCAAUUUCGUCAGCCAAACAGACUGAUGGUCAUGAUCAAGCUCAGUCAUCUGCUAUCAAAGCUGAACCUAAAACCUGGUGGGCUUAUCCGGCCAAGGUAAAUGGUAAAAAACCCAAACAACGCAGUCACACCCCCCGGCGCCCUCGGAAUCAUCGAGCACUCGAAGAGGGAGUGGAUCGUUUACAUGCCAAGUAUAAAGUAUUCGACCCGUCAAAGUUGAAUUUGGACUUUCAUACAGAGGCCGAAAGCCCUCCUGGCUCAGGGCAAUAUAGCAAAGCGGCAGGGAUACCGGUCAUCAAUAGAUAUGCACACCCGGUCAACUUUGCUGAUCAUGCAUCGGUCACUCGAUUGAAUCAGUGGCGGUCUCAGAUCAUCGGUCGGAAUUUCCCACCCACUGCCAAAAAGCGAGAAUACUGGCUAGAGCUCGAAAAACAGCAGAUCUUAGCGCUCAUUGCCCAGCGUUAUGAGGACCAUACAAAUAUCCAUUGGAAGACUUUGACCAACAAAUUCAAUGCUGAUAAUAUGGGUGCAAUCCAGCCCAAGGGAUCACCUUUAUUGAGCAAAGAGAAUAAAAAAGCAAAGGCACUUCAAUGCGACCGUCCAGCACCAUGGCGUACAAGCGAUUCGAUCAAGCACGCCGCGUUCAAAUGGUCAGAGUACGAAGUAUUGCAAAAUCAGAGGAGGAGAAAAACCUAUCAGAAUGCAGAGUCAGUCCACGAUGGUGAGGACGAGGAAGAGGAGCCUGAAUCGGCUGACGAAGAGGAAAUUCCUGACCCUCAUCCUGCGCCUCCAACAUACGAGGAAGCUCAAGCACUGCGCAAGAGGAAGGCCAAAGAGGAUAGAAUCCGUCGAAAGUCCAUGGCAUCUGCGAAGAAAGGUCUUGUGCCUACACCUUCAGGUUUGACCACCGCAUCGACAGAACAGGGGUCUUCUGAGUCUAGUUCUCAGCUAGCGGCAAGUGAAGAGCCAGUCUCGUCGUCAGGGUCUCCCAUCACCCCCUGCCCAAUUAUCUCAAGCGGAAAGAGAAUUGCGGAGGAUGCUGUCACGGAGAGUGUUCCUCAGGUAAAGCGCACGAAGAUUCUUGCUUUCCAACCAAAGACUGCUGCAUCUGGUAGCAAACUUGCUGCAUCUUCCAAAGUGGGCAAGACGCCAGAUUCUGCUCGAACAAGUGAUCACCCUGGGUCUUCUUCUAAAACGGUCAAAAAAACCACCGAAAGCUACACAGUCGAGACAACCGCUGUGAAGAAGGUUAUCAAGAAGACCGCAUGA